AUGUUCCAAUUGGAAACGUUGCAAGUUCUAGAUUUGAGCUGGAACUCUUUCAAAGGAACCCUUCCAAGCCAGUUGGGGUUGAUGUCCAAGAUGACACAAAUUGGUUUUUACCAAGCACUACAGGGAGGCUCCAUCCCAAGUGAGCUCGGCAUGAUGACUAGCAUGGCGUCACUAUGGCUCAAUGAGAAUGCAUUCACAGGAUCCAUCCCGACAGAACUGGGCAUGCUCACAAGUCUGACAGAGCUUAUCCUGAACACAAACCGCUUGACAGGAAACGUGCCCUCCGAGUUGGGAUUUCUGACCAACUUGAUUGACCUUUUCCUCUAUGCCAAUCUGUUAACUGGCCAUGUGCCAAGUGACAUGGGAAGGAUGACAGCUUUGACGACCAUGUUCCUUCCCGCCAAUUUGCUUUCUGGUUCAGUCCCCAGUGAGAUUGGUUUGAUGGAUUCUCUUGACAAACUGUAUUUCAACGUGAAUUCUCUAUCCGGAGUCGUUCCAAGCGAACUUGCACAGCUAUCCUCAAAUUUGACCAGGCUAUGGCUACACCACAAUUCACUAUCUGGAAGGAUGCCUAGCGAGAUUUGUCUUUUGACUUUGUUGGAGUCACUAAACCUGAAAGGCAAUUUCAAUCUAUCAGGACAGGUUUCUACUGAGAUUGGAAUGAUGACAGCGCUCAAGUGGUUGUCUUUGCAGGGGAACGCCUUCGCUAGCUCUCUUCCCAUUGGGCUUGGCAUGCUAAGAUCCCUAAGUACACUGCAUCUGGGACGCAACAAUUUCGUUGGUGUCAUUCCAUCAGAGGUUGGACUGCUUGGAGGUCUGGAGGAGCUUGAUCUCUCCAAUUUGGCACAACUGAGCGGAUCACUUCCAUCGGAGCUGGCCCUGAUGACUUCACUUGGCUACUUCAACCUGAGUGGCAGUCCGGGCUUAUCAGGUACCAUCCCAAAAGCGUUUUGCCAUAUGCAUCAGAAUGCAUCCUGUGGCUAUGGUCCCGGAGGAGACACAUCGAGAUUCAACUGCUACAUGGAAUUUGACUGCUCCAACAAACUCUGUGGGUGUGACUGUGUUUGCUAG
Messenger RNA from Seminavis robusta, 1071 nucleotides. The record is from the annotation of a GenBank genome assembly. NCBI's taxonomy places the organism in Eukaryota, Bacillariophyta, Bacillariophyceae, Naviculales, Naviculaceae.